UAAUCUAUGCGCUGGCAGAGAAUUAUAGAGGUCGACGAUCCCCAAAGUGCAACUAUAUAAGGACUUUCCUUUUUUGGUUCUUUAUCCAUCAGAUUUUCAAACCUUUCUAUUUCUGUACUGCAGGAUUUAAAACAUUAUUAAGUGCUAGUUCUCAUUAGUGAUAAGAAAGAGAGAUAAAAGAUGGGUUUGAAAGGAAAGUUGGUUUCACAAACAGAGCUCAAAGGUUGUAAGGAUCUCUUUCAUGAAAUGUUUAGGCACAAACCACACCAUAUUCCAAAUGUUGCUCCAAAUUCAAUUAAAGCUGUCGAUUUGCAUGAAGGAGAUUGGGGUACCGUUGGCUCCGUGGUCAACUGGAAUUAUACUCUGGUAGAUGGGAAAGAGGAGGCUGUGAAGGUGGUAGUUGAUGACAUCAACGAGGAAAAACGGUUAGUGACAUUUAAGGCAUGUGAAGGUCAUUUAACAGAGCAAUACAAGGCCUUCAAAGCAACAGUUCAUAUUGAGAAUGAAGGAGAAAACAACUUGGUCUUAUGGACUAUCGAAUACGAGAAGCAGAAUGAAGACGUUCCAGAACCCUUCUCUUAUUUGCAGUUAGCUGUUAAUCUGACCAAAGAUGUUGACGCGCACCAUGUCAACCAGUAAUAUCCUAUGUUGCUCGGACGACUCUUUAAAAAUAACGAUGAGUGCGUGUUAGUUUCUCAAAAAAUAGUACAUCUACGCGAGUGCAUGCGGAUCAUUUUUGGAGAGUCUGAACAAUAUAGAUAAUAUAUCUGUGGUUGAGAGAAAAUUAAUUACUAUGUUAUUGUGAAUAAAGGGAGUUCCAUGUUCUCUAUGAAUGUGGUGCUUGCCCAAUUCUGGUGGAUGUACUUGUUGAUAUUUGUAUUUCUCAUUAAGAUGUUUCCUUUGUUGUGUCUUCAUGAAAUAUUGUACUAUUUUCGUUUCUUCAAGAACAAAUUUUAUUUGUUUGA
Molecule: messenger RNA, 965 nt
Organism: Lycium ferocissimum
Lineage: Eukaryota; Viridiplantae; Streptophyta; Magnoliopsida; Solanales; Solanaceae
Product: kirola-like
Exons: 2
Coding region: 181-639 (152 amino acids)
Biological process (GO): defense response
Source: RefSeq, a predicted model, not a curated record